GGUCCCAGCAUUCUUUCUUAAAUAGUUUUUGAGUCAUUAAUUCCACAAGGGCUUCACUGUGUUGUUUUUCUUGGCAGGAUCAAGCAAAGACCAACUGGUGGCUUGAGAGCAUGGGAUCCUGAAACAGCUUACCUCACCAGAUGUGAUUUUAACAACAACUCAAGACCAUUUUGUGACUGGACCCAGCCUUGCAGUCCCAACCAGGGAUUGUGGAUACGAACCAAGCAUGAUACUCCGACUGAUGGAACGGGUCCUGAUGGAGACUAUCCUGACGGAAAAGGCUAUUUCAUCUACCAAGAAGCAAGUAAUCUGAUCCCAUUUGACACUAACAGACUUGAGAGCCCAGAUAUUAUAGUGUCUGAAAAAAUAUGCAUAGAUUUCUGGUACUAUAUGUUUGGGUCAGAAGAAAUGAAUGAGCUGAGAGUGCUUAUCCAAGACAGCAUGGGGGAGUCUGCAGUGUGGAGUCGAAAAGGAAGCCAGAAUUCCUUGUGGAACUAUGGUGCCAUCACUCAUAGUUUUCUAACAGAGAGAAAGAUAAAGGUAAUUUUUGAGGCUGUCCGAGGACUGACAGAGUAUGGGGAUACGGCACUGGACAAUGUGAGAGUAAGGGAUGGAUCCUGUGAAGCUGUCCCUACCCCUGUACCACCAACUGCACCAACAGAAUCGACACCAUCUUCAGUGACAGAAGCAAUUUGCAGUAUACAUGGGGAUCCUCACUAUGACACAUUUGACAAGCAGUAUCAUGACUUUAUGGGCACCUGCACCUACACCCUCUCCAAGCUGUGCGAGAGCAACAGUUCGCUGCCCUAUUUCAACAUAGAAGCAGCCAACGAGCACAGGGGAGGCAACACUCGCGUGUCUUACAUCCAAUACGUGGAUGUUGAUGUGUAUGGCUACAGGAUUAAUCUGGGUAAAAACAGAGUUGUUAAGGUUAAUGGAGUCAGCCAGGUGCUCCCUCUCACCUUGGUGCAGGGUGUCAGUAUUUCCCUCAGUGGGCAGUAUGUUGUGGUUACUACUGACUUUGGGCUGAAUGUCAGGUUUGAUGGAAAUCACAGAGCAGAAAUCACUAUUCCCAGUACCUAUAUGUCUAAAGUUUGUGGAAUAUGUGGAAAUUAUAAUGGGCACAAGGCAGAUGACUUCCUUAACCCAGAUGGAGAGAUGGAAACAAGCUCAGCCAGCCUUGGCAACAGUUGGCAAGUUUACAAUGAUUCCAGAUGCCUGCCAGAUGAUGGUCAUACUCCAAGUUGCACUGCUGAUGAAAAACAUGUCAUCCAAAGCAAUGAAUAUUGUGGUCUGAUCACAGAUCCCAGUGGUCCAUUCCAGAAUUGCCACUCAGUAAUUGAUCCACAGAGUUAUUCUAAAGCCUGCCAGUAUGAUCUCUGUGAACUUCAUCUGAACAAUGCAGCCCUCUGCCAAAACCUGCAGGCUUAUGCAGACAUGUGCCAAUCUGCAGGAGUCCAGCUGACACCAUGGAGAAAUGCAACCUUCUGCCCCUUAGCCUGCCCAGCCAACACUCACUACGAGCCGUGUGCUGCAGCCUGCCCUGCUACCUGUGUGGACCCAAUAGCACCAUACAACUGCAACCUGCCAUGCGUGGAGGGCUGUGUGUGCGACAGCGGGUACCUGCUCUACAAUGACCGGUGCGUGCCCAGCCAGCAGUGUGGGUGCUGGCACAACGGGCAGCACUACCCCGUGGGCUCUGAGUUCUGGACAGACAACACCUGCUCGUCAAAGUGCACGUGUCCCGCGCAGGGAAACAAAGUCCAGUGCUUUAACGCCUCGUGCCCUGCGGGCCAGUUCUGUGGAGUGCAGGAUGGGAGACCUGAGUGCCUGGAGCAAUCCUACGGCAUCUGCCAUGUCCACGGUGACCCUCACUACAACACCUUUGACAAGGUGACGCACAACUUCAUGGGCAACUGCACCUACACCCUGGCCAAAGUGUGCUCCAACACCACCUCCCUGCCCUACUUCAACGUUGAGGCCAAGAACGAGCAUCGUGGGAACACCAGAGUGUCCUAUGUGCGCGAAGUCCUGGUUGAGGUGUACGGAGAACGCAUUGCCAUUGUCAAGAACGAGAAGAGCCAAGUGCUGGUGAACAACGUGCGCCAGACCUUGCCGGUGAGUGCAGCGGGAGGUGCCAUCACGGUGAGCAGGAGUGGCCGCUACAUUGUUCUGGAGACAGACUUUGACCUCAGUGUGUCCUACGACACUGACCACUCGGUGGAGGUGAAGGUGCCCACCACCUACUUCAACCUGACCUGUGGCAUGUGUGGGAACUUCAACAGCCGUAGGGAGGACGAUUACAUGAUGCCCAACGGGCAGCAAGCCGCAGACUCCAAUGAGCUGGGGGAGAGCUGGCAGGUCCCAGAGAGUGACUCAUCUUGCGGUGUCCCCGACCCCUCCCCACCCUGCAGUGCAGAAGAGGAGGAGCUGUACCGAUCGGAGCAGUUCUGUGGCAUGCUGACUGCCAGUCCUGGCUCUUUUGAGAAGUGCCACGCUGUGAUCAACCCCCAGAGCUACUUUGAGACCUGCUUCUAUGACCUGUGUGCCCUGAAUGGUGGCCAGGAGGUGCUGUGUGCUGCUCUGGAGGCCUACGCUGACGCCUGCCAAGCAGCCGGUGUGACUCUUCUUCCCUGGCGGAAUGCGACCUUCUGCCCUGUUGCAUGCCCUCCCAAUAGUCAUUACAAUCCAUGCACCAGUGCUUGUCCAGCAACCUGCAUUGACCCUCUUGCAUCAAAGAACUGCAGCAGACCUUGUAUAGAAGGAUGUGAAUGCAGCAAUGGUUUUGUCAUCAGUGGUGGAGAGUGCGUGUCCAUGAGCAACUGUGGCUGCCUUCAGAACGGCAGAUAUUAUGAGAAAGGAGAGGCCUUUUGGCAAACAGACUGUGCAGGCCAAUGCGUAUGCGCUGGAAAUGGCACUGUGGUUUGCAAUUCAGACACUUGUGAAGUAAGCGAAGUUUGCAAGGUGCAGAAUGGUCUCCUGGGAUGUUAUCCAUUGAAUCCCAGCACCUGCCACAUUUUUGGGGAUCCACAUUAUAUAACCUUUGAUGGGAGACUGUACCAUUUCCAAGGAGACUGCAACUAUACUGUCAUUGAGACAUGCACAAAUUCUUCUGAAAGGUUUUCAGUGACAACCAGAAAUGAACACAGAGGAAACCCGAACUGGACAGCCUUGAACUCAGUUGCUGUCACACUGAAAAAUCUUCAUAUUGUUUUGAAGAAAAAUAAAGAAACCUAUGUGAAUGGAGUUCGGGUUUAUCUUCCUGUGGAUUUGAAUCAUGGAGCCAGGAUAGCUAUAAAAGGACAUUAUGUGGUCAUUGAUACAUCUGUAGGGAUACAGGUUAAGUUUGAUGGUGACCAGGAGCUUUUCAUUCUGGCUGACGAAAGCCUCAAAGGACAGCUGUGUGGUCUGUGUGGGACAUUCAAUGACAACCAACUGGAUGAUUUUCUAAAACCAGAUAAAGUCAUAGAACAGGAUCCAAAUAAAUUUGGUGACAGCUGGUUAGUGAAGGAUGACAACAGGACGUGUAGUCCAGUUACAGUUGUAUCACCUACUUGUGACACAGCAAAAGAGAAAGAAUAUGAAGAACUCUGCAAAACUAUUUUGAAAAAUAGUGGGCCUUUUCAGGUCUGCCAUUGGCACAUUCCCCCACAGCUGUACUUUGAGAGCUGUGUCUAUGACAUGUGUGCUACAGAGGGAAAUUCUGAUCAGUUUUGCCAGAUUUUAGAGGCAUAUGCUGCUGCUUGUGAACUUGGAGGUGUAAAUCUGGGUGAAUGGAAGAAAGAUACCAUCUGUGAUUCACCAACAGCCUGCAAUAUGUCCUGCACAUUUGAUGUCGACUUCUGUGAGUGGGAACAGGCAACCAGUGACAACUUUGACUGGACAAGGCACAAGGGACCAACACCCACACCAAAUACUGGCCCUUCCCAUGACCACACAACUGGAGAGGGCUACUAUAUCUACCUGCAAGGAAAUAAACAAGAACCGGGUGAGGUAGCACAGUUGGUCAGUCCAGUGUGCAGUUCAGAAGGACCACACUGCUUCCGCUUCUGGUAUCACAUGUAUGGAGAGGCUGAAGCAAUGGCUCUACGAGUGUAUGUAGUUCACAAUGAAACAUCAACACUGGAAUGGAAAGAGGCUGGAAACAAAGGGGACAGGUGGAACCUGGGAGAGGUCACGGUGCACAUCAAAGGAAACACGCAGAUUGUCCUGGAGGGCAUGAUAGGUGAAGAUUUGCGGAGCGAUAUAGCAUUGGAUGAUUUGUCCAUUGAAAGAGGAUACUGCACAGGAGAUGUAACACCAACAACACCAGGUACCAUUAUCACACCACCUUCAGAAGACAAAACAACAUCAGCACCCAUGCCAGGCUCAGGGACCUGUGUGGUAGAAGGAGACCCUCACUACCACACGUUUGACAAUCAGCUGCACCACUUCAUGGGCACCUGCACCUACACCCUCUCUAAGCUGUGCGAGAGCAACAGUUCUCUGCCCUACUUCAAUGUGGAAGCAGCCAACGAGCACAGGGGAGGCAACAUUCGCGUGUCCUACGUCCAAUAUGUGGAUGUCGAUGUGGCUGGCCAGCGGAUAAGGCUGGGGAAGGGUGGUGCGGUGACGGUCAAUGGAGUGGCAGAGGUCCUGCCUUGCACCCCGUCCCCAGGUGUGCAGGUCUCGUCCAGCGGGUUCUACACUGUGGUCACAACAGACUUUGGCUUGAAAGUGAAGUUUGAUGGGAACCAUAGGGUGGAGGUGACGCUUCCGAGCACCUUUGGGCAGAAGGUGUGUGGCAUGUGUGGGAACUUCAACGGGAUGGCAUCAGAUGACUUCCUGAACCCAGAAGGGGUGCUGGAGCCAGACUCCACCAGCCUGGGCAACAGCUGGCAGGUGUCCAACGACAGCAGCUGCUCAGCCGGACCACUCCCCACCCCAGCCUGCAGCGAGACGGACAAGCAAGUCAUUGCCAGCAGCCACUUCUGUGGGCUCCUCACGGACACCAGCGGCCCGUUCCAGAUGUGCCACUCUGUGCUGAGCCCCAGCAGUUACUUUGACACCUGCACUUAUGACCUGUGCGAGCUGGAGCUGGACCACGAAGCCCUGUGCAAGAGCUUGCAGUCCUACGCGGAUGCCUGCCAGUCGCUUGGUGUCAAGAUACCUGUGUGGAGGAAUGCAACCUUUUGCCCUGUCACCUGUCCAGCCAACAGUCACUACGAGCCGUGUGCUGCAGCCUGCCCUGCCACCUGUGUUGAUCCCAUGGCUCCUGCUAGCUGCAGCCUGCCAUGCGUGGAGGGCUGUGUGUGCGACAGUGGGUACCUGCUCUACAAUGACCGGUGCGUGCCCAGCCAGCAGUGUGGGUGCUGGCACAACGGGCAGCACUACCCCGUGGGCUCUGAGUUCUGGACAGACAACACCUGCUCGUCAAAGUGCACGUGUCCCGCGCGGGGAAACAAAGUCCAGUGCUUUAACGCCUCGUGCCCUGCGGGCCAGUUCUGUGGAGUACAGGAUGGGAGACCUGAGUGCCUGGAGCAAUCCUACGGCAUCUGCCAUGUCCACGGUGACCCUCACUACAACACCUUUGACAAGGUGACGCACAACUUCAUGGGCAACUGCACCUACACCCUGGCCAAAGUGUGCUCCAACACCACCUCCCUGCCCUACUUCAACGUUGAGGCCAAGAACGAGCAUCGUGGGAACACCAGAGUGUCCUACGUGCGCGAAGUCCUGGUUGAGGUGUACGGAGAACGCAUUGCCAUUGUCAAGAACGAGAAGAGCCAAGUGCUGGUGAACAACGUGCGCCAGACCUUGCCGGUGAGUGCAGCGGGAGGUGCCAUCCUGGUGAGCAGGAGUGGCCGCUACAUUGUCCUGGAGACAGACUUUGACCUCAGUGUGUCCUACGACACUGACCACUCGGUGGAGGUGAAGGUGCCCACCACCUACUUCAACCUGACCUGUGGCAUGUGUGGGAACUUCAACAACCGUAGGGAGGACGAUUACAUGAUGCCCAACGGGCAGCAAGCCGCAGACUCCAAUGAGCUGGGGGAGAGCUGGCAGGUCCCAGAGAGUGACUCAUCUUGCGGUGUCCCCGACCCCUCCCCACCCUGCAGUGCAGAAGAGGAGGAGCUGUACCGAUCGGACCAGUUCUGUGGCAUGCUGACUGCCAGUCCUGGCUCUUUUGAGAAGUGCCACGCUGUGAUCAACCCCCAGAGCUACUUUGAGACCUGCUUCUAUGACCUGUGUGCCCUGAAUGGUGGCCAGGAGGUGCUGUGUGCUGCCCUGGAGGCCUACGCUGAUGCCUGCCAAGCAGCCGGUGUGACUCUUCUUCCCUGGCGGAAUGCGACCUUCUGCCGUGAGUACCUGCUUUGCAAUUGCCAGGGGGGAAAUGUUCCGCUCCCUGUUCCCAGAGCCUCUGGCCACAGCAAGUCGUUUGUUUUCCACUUCUCAGAAGGUCCUCCUUCCUUAAAGGCUUGCUGGUCUCAAUUGUCCCCUUCCCAUUGCAGCCCUGCGUGCCCCGACAACAGCUACUAUGACCCUUGCAUGACUGGCUGUCCUGCCACCUGUGUUGACCGACAAGCCCCGCAGAACUGCUCCAAGCCCUGCAUGGAGGGCUGCGCAUGUACCUCUGGCUUCCUUCUCAGCGGAGACAUGUGUGUGCCCGAGGCCCACUGUGGCUGCCUCUUUGAGGGCAACUACUACAGUGUGAGUGAAAACCCUGCCCUGGCUUGCACCCCUCCCAGGGCACUCCCUGGCUCUGUUUUCCUGCCUGAUAGACUGACGCUUGGUGUUUGCCUGCAGGAAGGCGAGUACUCUGUGAGCGAGGACUGUGCUCGCCAGUGCCGGUGUGAAGCCAAGGGCCAGAUGGUUUGCUCUCCGUUGUCCUGUGGUGAGGAUGAGGUCUGCAAGAUCCAGGAUGGCCAGAGGGGCUGCUACCCAGCCAGCACUGCUCUCUGCCACAUCUAUGGUGACCCGCAUUACAGCACCUUCGAUGGGAAGCUUCACCACUUCCAGGGCUCUUGCAACUACACAGUGGUGACAGGCUGUGACAACUCCUCUGCUGGGUUCAGUGUCACCACCCGCAACGAACAUCGUGGCAGCCAGAGCUGGACAGCUCUGAACUCGGUGGCACUGUCCAUGGAAGGCCUCCACAUUGCACUGCGCGAGAACAAGGCGGUCUAUAUCAAUGGUGCUCUGGCCUCCCUGCCUGCUUCUCCUGCCCCUGGUGUAAACAUUUCCCUGAGUGGCUCCUACGUGCGGGUUUCUACCGAGCUGGGCCUGCAGCUGCUGUUCAAUGGGGAUGAUGAGCUCCUAGUGAAGGUGUCUGAGAAGCACAAGGGCAAGCUGUGUGGGCUGUGUGGGACGUACACUGGGAACCAGCAAGAUGACUUCAUGCGACCUGAUGGGGUUGUCGUGCCUGACUUCAAUGAGUUUGGGGCCAGCUGGAUGGUGCCGGAUGAUGAAUGGCCGUGUGAUCCAGCCAUCAACCCGCCCACGUCCUGCUCCCCCUCUGAGGAGGAGGCAGCUAACAAGCAGUGUACAAUCCUCACACAACUUGGUGGCCCGUUCCAGCCAUGCCAUGCAGUUCUACCACCCAAGACAUACUUUGAGAGCUGCGUCUAUGACCAGUGUGCCACGGGCGGCAGCGUGGAGCAGCUGUGCAAUGACUUGGAGGCCUAUGCCGCAGCGUGUGCUGAGGCAGGCGUUGCCCUGGGAGACUGGAGUGCUGGCACUGCCUGUGCAGCUCCUACAACUGCGUCCCCGUUGCCAGGCACCUCAACGCAGCCUCCACAUACAACAGUUUCACCAGCGCCUGGGACAAGCACAGCUCCCUCAGCAGACUGCAAUUUUGAUUGCACAUUCGACAACGACUUCUGUGAGUGGGUCCAGCCAGAUUACAGCAGCAUUGACUGGAUAAGGAACAAGGGUCCAACACCCACGCAAGAUACUGGUCCGUCCUCUGACCACACGACAGGAGAUGGCUACUACAUCUACCUGCAAGGGAGCAAUGCCCUCUGUGGCUUUGUGGCUCAGCUGGUCAGUCCGGUGUGCAAUUCAGAAGGACCACACUGCUUCCGCUUCUGGUAUCACAUGUACGGAACGGCUAAAACAAUGGCUCUGCGGGUAUACGUGGUUAAGGGUGAAGACCUAGAGCUGGUCUGGAGCAGCGUUGGGAACCACGGGGACAGAUGGCACAUGGGAGAGGUCACAGUGCACAGCACAGGAAACAUGCAGAUUAUCCUGGAGGGCGAAUGGGGUGAAGAUAUCCGCAGUAACGUAGCAUUGGAUGACCUGUCCAUCGAAGAAGGAUCCUGCGAAGAUCCAUCGACACCAAAACCCACGCUCCCCUUGCCAGGAGCUACAACGCAGCCUCCACGUACACCAUCACCACCAAGACCCACGCCGAGUUCAGGUCCAUCCACCGGAGAACCUGGGACCGCCUUGCCAAACACAGCUCAGCCUCCUCAUACACCUAGACCCACGCCAAGCUCAGGUCCAUCCACCGGAGAACCUGGGACUGCCUUACCAAGCACAACACAACCUCCUCAUACACCAAGACCCACACCAAGCUCAGGUCCAUCCACUGGAGAACCUGGGACUGCCUUGCCAAGCACAACACAACCUCCUCAUACACCAAGACCCACACCAAGCUCAGGGACCUGUGUGGUAGAAGGAGACCCUCACUACCACACGUUUGACAAUCAGCUGCACCACUUCAUGGGCACCUGCACCUACACCCUCUCUAAGCUGUGCGAGAGCAACAGUUCUCUGCCCUACUUCAAUGUGGAAGCAGCCAACGAGCACAGGGGAGGCAACAUUCGCGUGUCCUACGUCCAAUAUGUGGAUGUCGAUGUGGCUGGCCAGCGGAUAAGGCUGGGGAAGGGUGGUGCGGUGACGGUCAAUGGAGUGGCAGAGGUCCUGCCUUGCACCCCGUCCCCAGGUGUGCAGGUCUCGUCCAGCGGGUUCUACACUGUGGUCACAACAGACUUUGGCUUGAAAGUGAAGUUUGAUGGGAACCAUAGGGUGGAGGUGACGCUUCCGAGCACCUUUGGGCAGAAGGUGUGUGGCAUGUGUGGGAACUUCAACGGGAUGGCAUCAGAUGACUUCCUGAACCCAGAAGGGGUGCUGGAGCCAGACUCCACCAGCCUGGGCAACAGCUGGCAGGUGUCCAACGACAGCAGCUGCUCAGCCGGACCACUCCCCACCCCAGCCUGCAGCGAGACGGACAAGCAAGUCAUUGCCAGCAGCCACUUCUGUGGGCUCCUCACGGACACCAGCGGCCCGUUCCAGAUGUGCCACUCUGUGCUGAGCCCCAGCAGUUACUUUGACACCUGCGCUUAUGACCUGUGCGAGCUGGAGCUGGACCACGAAGCCCUGUGCAAGAGCUUGCAGUCCUACGCGGAUGCCUGCCAGUCGCUUGGUGUCAAGAUACCUGUGUGGAGGAACGCAACCUUUUGCCCUGUCACCUGUCCAGCCAACAGUCACUACGAGCCGUGUGCUGCAGCCUGCCCUGCCACCUGUGUUGAUCCCAUGGCUCCUGCUAGCUGCAGCCUGCCGUGCGUGGAGGGCUGUGUGUGCGACAGCGGGUACCUGCUCUACAAUGACCGGUGCGUGCCCAGCCAGCAGUGUGGGUGCUGGCACAACGGGCAGCACUACCCCGUGGGCUCUGAGUUCUGGACAGACAACACCUGCUCGUCAAAGUGCACGUGUCCCGCGCAGGGAAACAAAGUCCAGUGCUUUAACGCCUCGUGCCCUGCGGGCCAGUUCUGUGGAGUGCAGGAUGGGAGACCUGAGUGCCUGGAGCAAUCCUACGGCAUCUGCCAUGUCCACGGUGACCCUCACUACAACACCUUUGACAAGGUGACGCACAACUUCAUGGGCAACUGCACCUACACCCUGGCCAAAGUGUGCUCCAACACCACCUCCCUGCCCUACUUCAACGUUGAGGCCAAGAACGAGCAUCGUGGGAACACCAGAGUGUCCUAUGUGCGCGAAGUCCUGGUUGAGGUGUACGGAGAACGCAUUGCCAUUGUCAAGAACGAGAAGAGCCAAGUGCUGGUGAACAACGUGCGCCAGACCUUGCCGGUGAGUGCAGCGGGAGGUGCCAUCACGGUGAGCAGGAGUGGCCGCUACAUUGUCCUGGAGACAGACUUUGACCUCAGUGUGUCCUACGACACUGACCACUCGGUGGAGGUGAAGGUGCCCACCACCUACUUCAACCUGACCUGUGGCAUGUGUGGGAACUUCAACAACCGUAGGGAGGACGAUUACAUGAUGCCCAACGGGCAGCAAGCCGCAGACUCCAAUGAGCUGGGGGAGAGCUGGCAGGUCCCAGAGAGUGACUCAUCUUGCGGUGUCCCCGACCCCUCCCCACCCUGCAGUGCAGAAGAGGAGGAGCUGUACCGAUCGGACCAGUUCUGUGGCAUGCUGACUGCCAGUCCUGGCUCUUUUGAGAAGUGCCACGCUGUGAUCAACCCCCAGAGCUACUUUGAGACCUGCUUCUAUGACCUGUGUGCCCUGAAUGGUGGCCAGGAGGUGCUGUGUGCUGCCCUGGAGGCCUACGCUGACGCCUGCCAAGCAGCCGGUGUGACUCUUCUUCCCUGGCGGAAUGCGACCUUCUGCCCCCUGCUGUGCCCCGACAACAGCUACUAUGACCCUUGCAUGACUGGCUGUCCUGCCACCUGUGUUGACCGACAAGCCCCGCAGAACUGCUCCAAGCCCUGCAUGGAGGGCUGCGCAUGUACCUCUGGCUUCCUUCUCAGCGGAGACAUGUGUGUGCCCGAGGCCCACUGUGGCUGCCUCUUUGAGGGCAACUACUACAGCGAAGGCGAGUACUCUGUGAGCGAGGACUGUGCUCGCCAGUGCCGGUGUGAAGCCAAGGGCCAGAUGGUUUGCUCUCCGUUGUCCUGUGGUGAGGAUGAGGUCUGCAAGAUCCAGGAUGGCCAGAGGGGCUGCUACCCAGCCAGCACUGCUCUCUGCCACAUCUAUGGUGACCCGCAUUACAGCACCUUCGAUGGGAAGCUUCACCACUUCCAGGGCUCUUGCAACUACACAGUGGUGACAGGCUGUGACAACUCCUCUGCUGGGUUCAGUGUCACCACCCGCAACGAACAUCGUGGCAGCCAGAGCUGGACAGCUCUGAACUCGGUGGCACUGUCCAUGGAAGGCCUCCACAUUGCACUGCGCGAGAACAAGGCGGUCUAUAUCAAUGGUGCUCUGGCCUCCCUGCCUGCUUCUCCUGCCCCUGGUGUAAACAUUUCCCUGAGUGGCUCCUACGUGCGGGUUUCUACCGAGCUGGGCCUGCAGCUGCUGUUCAAUGGGGAUGAUGAGCUCCUAGUGAAGGUGUCUGAGAAGCACAAGGGCAAGCUGUGUGGGCUGUGUGGGACGUACACUGGGAACCAGCAAGAUGACUUCAUGCGACCUGAUGGGGUUGUCGUGCCUGACUUCAAUGAGUUUGGGGCCAGCUGGAUGGUGCCGGAUGAUGAAUGGCCGUGUGAUCCAGCCAUCAACCCGCCCACGUCCUGCUCCCCCUCUGAGGAGGAGGCAGCUAACAAGCAGUGUACAAUCCUCACACAACUUGGUGGCCCGUUCCAGCCAUGCCAUGCAGUUCUACCACCCAAGACAUACUUUGAGAGCUGCGUCUAUGACCAGUGUGCCACGGGCGGCAGCGUGGAGCAGCUCUGCAAUGACUUGGAGGCCUAUGCCGCAGCGUGUGCUGAGGCAGGCGUUGCCCUGGGAGACUGGAGUGCUGGCACUGCCUGUGGUCCAUCCACCGGAGAACCUGGGACUGCCUUGCCAAGCACAACACAACCUCCUCGUACACCAAGACCCACACCAAGCUCAGGUCCACCCACCGGAGAUCCUGGGACUGCCUUGCCAAGCACAACACAACCUCCUCAUACACCAAGACCCACGCCAAGCUCAGGUCCAUCCACCGGAGAACCUGGGACUGCCUUGCCAAGCACAACACAACCUCCUCAUACACCAAGACCCACACCAAGCUCAGGUCCAUCCACCGGAGAACCUGGGACUGCCUUGCCAAGCACAACACAACCUCCUCAUACACCAAGACCCACACCAAGCUCAGGCCGGGCUUUCUGCAGUGCCUCUGGGGAUCCACAUUAUAACACUUUUGACCACAGAGUUCACAAUUUCAUGGGAAAUUGCACUUACACCCUCUCCAAAGUGUGCAACAUCUCUGAGGGGCUUCCAUACUUUGAUGUAUCCACAACGAAUGAACACAGAGGAGCCAACACCAAAGUCUCGUAUGUGAAGUCAGUGCAAGUGGAAGUCUAUGGCAACCAUAUAUCUUUGCUGAAAAACAGGAAAGUGAAUGUGAAUGGCAGCAGGAUGAACCUGCCUAUAUAUAUUGAAAAGAAGAUCAGUAUUCAAAGCACUGGUGGAUAUGUUCUCUUGGAAACUGACUUUGGAUUGUGGGUGAGAUAUGAUGGAAAUCACUAUGCAGAAAUCUCUGUGCCUUCUGAUUACAGUGGUCUGCUCUGUGGCCUCUGCGGUAAUUAUAAUGGUGAUCCAAAUGAUGACAACAGAAAGCCUGAUGGUGACACUGCAAGUGAUUCCACUGAUCUUGGACAAAGCUGGCUUGUGCCUGAGAAUAAUACCAUAUGCUCCAGUGGAGCACAACAGCAGUGUGAUCCUGUGCUGGAGAGUGAAGCAAAGAAGAACACAGCAUGUGGCAUGAUCACAGACCCAACAGGAAUCUUCAAGGAUUGUCAUUCCAGAGUGCUUCCAGAGAAUUUCUUUGACAACUGUGUUUAUGACAUGUGUUUCACUGAUGGACAGGCAACAUCCUUAUGCUAUGGACUGCAGGCCUAUGCUGAGUCAUGUAUCAAUGCUGGGAUAUGCAUAGAGUGGAGGAAUGCUACACUUUGCCCAAUGUCCUGUUCUGGAGGCAGCAUCUACAAGAGCUGCGGUACUAGGUGUCCCUCUACCUGUUUGAACAUCUCAGCAGCUGAUUCAUGCAGUUCCUUGCCAGUGGAAGGUUGCUUCUGUAAGGAAGGCUAUGUUUUGAGUGGAGAAAAAUGUGUGCCAGAAAACAGCUGUGGCUGUGUUGAUGAAAAAAAUCGGUAUCAUCAGGCAAGUUACUUCAGACAUUUAAAGCAAAAAAACCCUAACAAACCCAGCAAACAGGGGAUCUCAUUCUUUAUCACUAUGAGAGCAAAAAACAUUAAUAACACUAACACUAUUAUUAUUAAUGCCAUUAAUAGCAGCAGACUGGAUGAAAGCUGGUUUACCAGUUAUCCCUGCACUGAACGCUGCACCUGCAAGGCUAAUAACACCAUCGAAUGCACAUCCUGGGAAUGUGGAGUCCAAGAGGAAUGCAGUAUUCAGGAUGGAGUACUGGGAUGUCAUUCCAAUGGCCAAGCAACAUGUCAAGUGGCAGGAGAUCCCCACUACUUCACUUUUGAUGGAAUGAUGUACACUUUUGUGGGUACCUGCACCUACACCUUGGUUGAGGUUGUCAACACCAACAGUGUUAUUCCUAUAACCAUCCUUGGCAAGAAUGAAGACAGAGGACUAAGAGGGGCCACAUACCUGAAAGAUGUCUACAUAGAUGUGUAUGGUGUACGAAUCACCCUUCAGAAAAACCAAAGAAUCCUGCUGAACAAUGAGAGAGUCUACACUCCAUUGGAGAACCGGUUGCGAGGCGUGUCCAUUGGAAACGUUGGCAGAUUUAUAAUAGUAGAAACUGACUUUGGUGUGAUAGUAAAAUAUGAUGGCAAUAACUACCUGGAAAUCACUCUCCCAAAGUCUUAUUUCUCAAAGGUACAUGGCAUGUGUGGUAAUUUCAAUGAUAAUCGUGAAGAUGAUCUGUCCUUGCCCAAUGGUACACUUGUCAGUGUCCCACAGUUUGGAAAUAGCUGGCAAGUGGAGGAAGACAGUGAUGAAGGUUGUUUACCAGACUUAAGAGAAGAUGAUGUUCCUCCUUGCAUUUCUGAGAGUAAACCAGUCAUUGAAAGCCAGUGCAAUGUCCUAAAAUCAGACAAUUUCAAAGCAUGUCACGAUCUAGUCAAGCCUGAAGACUUCAUACAGAUCUGCAUCUAUGACAUGUGCCAGUAUGAUGGCAUGAAGUCUGCCCUCUGUGACAUAGUUCAAGCCUACGUAGACACCUGCAGGAAUCAUGGAAUCACCAUUAAAUGGAGGAAUAGCACGUUCUGUCCAUUGCCCUGUCCAUCCCACAGUCAUUACACAGACUGUGUCUCCCUGUGCCCAUCAACAUGCAACGACAUUUUUGCCUCUUCCCUUUGUGAGAAGACAGAAGAGUGCACAGAGGGCUGUGAGUGUGAUGAUAACUAUGUGCUCAGUAGUGGCGAGUGUGUACCUUUGAGCAAAUGUGGCUGCAGGGAUGAUGACAACAAUUACCACAGCGCUGGGGAGACCUGGAUAACUCCACACUGCACCAGAAGAUGCACAUGUCAGAAGAAUGGUGUCAUUAGGUGUGACAGCUAUAGCUGUGAUUCUAAAGAAAUCUGCGUGGUCAAAAAUGGAAAACACAAGUGCAAACCAACAGGUUUUGGGAAAUGCCAGAUCAUGGGCGAUCCACACUACAUCACUUUUGACGGUCUAGUGCACCACUUUCAAGGGAAAUACACAUAUAUUCUGGUUCAGACCAUCCCUGACCUACCUGAUACCCUGACGCAGUUCAGCAUUGAAGGCAUGAACUAUCCUUUCCGUCGAAGUCGACACAUUACUAACCUGAAGGAGAUCCUUGUCAAUGUUUACAAUCACACAGUGCGAUUCAGGCAGAACAAGCAGCUUGUGUUGGAUGGAGUAAAAGUGAUACCACCUGCUCAACCUCAUGAAGGUAUUCGUAUAUAUCAGAGGACAACAAGAAUUCACCUGGAAACAGAUUUUGGCUUAUACGUGAGCUUCGAUGGCAAUCAAAAUGCAGAUAUAAAGCUGGCCAACACCUACAGCAACAGAGUGGAAGGCUUGUGUGGUGACUUUGAUGGAAGAUAUAAAAAUGACUUCACAAAACCAGAUGGUGUUUGGGUGAAGAACGUAAAUACAUUUGGUGAGAGCUGGAAAGUUCCUGUGACAAGAACAACCUCUCGCCUCAGGCGAGAUGUCAACUCAGAAGAUGAGUCUGAGGAGGAACCAGAUCCAGGGCUCUUCCAAGGCUGCAGUGAAAAUAAGCUGGGACAAGAAAACGGAACUUCGAGCUGUAAUAUCCUGAUUGACUCAAAAGGUCCUUUUGUAAACUGUCACUCCGUGGUCUCACCAGAUUUCUAUUUCACGAGCUGCCUGUUUGAUAUGUGUGUGGAAGGAGAUGAGGAAGGAGAUGAGGAUGCUACCUUAUGUCGCAGUCUGGAAGAGUAUGUGCUGACUUGUCAGCUGCAAGGAGUCAGUAUGGAAGGCUGGAGGCAACAGACAGAUUGUGGUAUAUCAUGUCCUGCCAACAGCAACUACAGCUCAUGCAUGUCUGCAUGCCCAGCAUCCUGCAGUGACUUGACCAGCCCCUCUGAGUGUGAAUCACCUUGUCUUGAGGGCUGUGAAUGUCUCCCUGGCUAUGUUCUCAGUGGUUCUGAUUGUGUGCCUUACAGGCAAUGUGGCUGCACAUACCUUGACAAAUAUUAUGAGAUUGGAGAAAUAUUCACCACUGAUGACUGCUCUCAGAGAUGCCAGUGCACAGAAAGCUCCACUGUCUUCUGCUCAAACAUAGUGUGUGGAUCUGAUGAAAUCUGUGGCAUUUCAAAUUACAGUCGUGGAUGCUACAGGAGUGGACCAUGUAUGCCAAAUCCUUGUAAGAAUGAUGGAGUUUGCUCUGAAACUACUGACAGCACCUCUCUCUCCUUCCACUGUGAAUGUUCAGAACUGUACACAGGACAAACAUGCGAGGCUGAAAAGAGGGUCUCUGCCACAGAGGAUCCUGAGAACCAUACGGUUGCCAUCGUCACUGGAAUUGUGGCAGGUGUAGUUGUUGUCACCAUUCUCAUCUCCUCUGCAGUGUACCUGUGCAGGAGGAAAAGAAAGAUGGAUACACAUGAGAUAUCAAGGAAUUCUUUGAAACAGCCCGGGAAUGUACUGGAUGACAGAGCAGAUGAGCACAAUUAUGGCUGCAUUGUGAACGAUGCAUUUGAUCAAAAUGAAUCCCAAACUACAUACCUAUAGUUAGCAAUACUUUUCCAAUUUAUUUGUAUUACUUUCUGCUCUUGUAUUUUAAUAGUAUUUCUAAUAUUUUGAGAAUAAAUAAAUCAUUGCAUUUGCUGAAAA
Neopsephotus bourkii (Bourke's parrot) is the source of this 16218-nucleotide messenger RNA. RefSeq names its product IgGFc-binding protein-like. NCBI's taxonomy places the organism in Eukaryota, Metazoa, Chordata, Aves, Psittaciformes, Psittacidae. The record is from RefSeq and is a predicted model, not a curated record. Gene Ontology annotation, cellular component: membrane; extracellular matrix. Gene Ontology annotation, molecular function: protein binding.